Messenger RNA from Cydia pomonella (codling moth), 2284 nucleotides. RefSeq names its product endoplasmic reticulum resident protein 29 (gene wbl). Lineage: Eukaryota; Metazoa; Arthropoda; Insecta; Lepidoptera; Tortricidae. Gene Ontology annotation, biological process: protein secretion. The transcript is spliced from 2 exons. The coding region runs from base 186 to 941 and encodes 251 amino acids. The record is from RefSeq and is a predicted model, not a curated record. Gene Ontology annotation, cellular component: endoplasmic reticulum lumen; endoplasmic reticulum.
UUAUUUUUUUCGAAUGCGAGCAAAUAUAACAAACUGCUUUAAAAAAAAAACAUGCUAAUAAGUUGACUGACCGAUACUAUUCUUUCAAUUCUUUGUAUUUAAAGAUUCAACUUCAAACAGUAUUCAUCUGUCCACGUCGCAAACUAUUAUUUUUUCAACUGCAGCCUAUUCCUUAAUCGACAUUGAUGAUGCAGUGGUACCUGCUUUCCUUUUGCCUCGUAUUUGUCCUGCCACCAGCGUACUCUACUUCUCUCAGCGGUACAGUGGAAUUAAACGAUUAUACAUUUGAUAAGAUCCUCAAAAAGUUUGAUGCUACUCUAGUGAAGUUUGAUGUGGCGUUCCCCUAUGGCGACAAACACGAUGCUUAUAUCGCACUGGCAAAGGACGCGAAGGAAGAAGACGAUUUGCUGAUUGCCGAAGUGGGAGUUAAGGAUUACGGAGACAAGGAUAACGAAGCGUUGGCGAAGAAGUACGGUGCUACGAAGGACAAUUUCCCAGUAGUGAAGCUGUUUUCAAAGGGAAAGAAAGAGCCAAUCACUUUCAACCCGGAGAAAGAGUUUACGAGCGAUGAGCUUCGUCGUUUCGUGCGGGAACACACCGGGGUGCACCUGAGUCUGCCAGGCUGCGUGCGGAGCCUUGAUAAGCUGGCCGUCAAGUUCAUGAAGGCUGACAAGGAAGACAAGAAGAAAAUUCUCAAAGAUGGGGAAGAUACCUUCAAAAAAUUGCCUAGCAAGCAAGCUAACUCUGGAAAAAUCUACAAGACAAUCAUGGAGAAGGUCAUUGAGAAAGGUGACGGGUUUGUCAAGACUGAACACGAAAGAAUCACCAAGCUGCUCAAUGGCAAACUCUCGGAAGAGAAAAAGAAGGAGAUGGGACAGAGAAUUAACAUUCUUCAGACUUUCCAGUUGCAUGAGACCAAAGCAGAUAAAGAAGAGCUGUGAUUUUAAUAGUUCUUAACUUACACUUAAAUUACUACUAUUAUAAAUUAUUCCCUCCCUAAAGAGAACAAUCUAGUAUUUAUACAGGGUGUCAUUUUAAAUUAUUUUUUGUGUGUCUUUUGCACUACUGAGACAUUCCAAAUUAUGAGUAAUAGAUAUAUUGCACAAUAUUUAUAUAAUUUGCUCUAUCAACUAGGCAACUUGAAAGCCAUAAAUAGGUAACACAGCUGAUCUUACAAGCUAGUAUCAGUUUAAAACUACCCUCAUCUUCUAAAGUAAGACAUGCAGUGUCACAAGACUUCUGAUAUGCCUGGGGCCCAUUUCUCGAACAGUAGUAGUCUAAUAUUAUUAGUGUGUUGCCAUGGUAACUCAUAUGACUUGACAGUUCUUAGUUCGUGGACUAUUAGUCUAAUACUGUUCGAGAAAUGGACCUCUCUUGUGCUAUUAUGGGUAAACUUUUUAAAAUGGGCCAGUGGCAAUGGCAACUAGCAUGAUAGGAAUAAGGUAAGAUAGCAACAAACUUGCAAUUAUUUUAUUUACAUUUUGACUGAUUGGGCCCUAUCUUAAACCCAUCUAAUUAGUCUAAUUCAUUAUUUUGGGGCUGGGUCUCUCUUAUGUUUAUACAAUAAUCACACCAUUGUGUGUCAGAUUUAAUCAACUUCCGGAAUUUGAUGUCUUAAAUAUUUAUUUAUAACUCUUGUUGUAUCAAUAGGUACUACUGGAAUGGUUUUGUAUGGUAUAUAUAGAAAAUAAAUUAAACAUAUCAAAUCGCAUUCGUAAACUGCCGGAUUAUAGAGCUUGUCACCGCUAAUUUCCGAAAUACCGAGCGGCUACUGUAUUCAAGUAUAUUUAUGUUAUUGUUUUCUUACAAAAGGGCUAAAACAGCGUGACUCCUUUAUAAUAAUAAUAAAUAAAAUCAUUUAUUUCAGACCAAGUUGAUCCAUAUAUGGUUAGUUAUAUUUAUGACUCAUCAUUAGAGCUAAAUAUUCAGCUUCGUUUGUGACGUGUCACUUCACGGUUGAUGGUGAAUGCAAUGCAGCGCGACUUAAGCGCUGACCGCCAUAAGGUACCUUUACUCGUGAAACAUCACGUUUGAAUUCAUGUAUCACAUGUGUGACUACCUAUGAGCAUUAUUUUGUAACGUGGAAAUUAUUGCCUCGUUUUUACGGUUCGCCGCUCAUAAAACCUGGCCAUUGUUUAGUAUCCAGUCAGUCGAGUUUCGCAAUACUAGGCCGAAUUGAACUGUUAUUGCUCAGCAUUGUACUUGUUUGUGUACUUGCUUAUGCAUCAUUUUGAAUUUGCACCAUGUGUGAUGAAUGUAUGAAAUACAUUAGUGUGUAAUAUUU